Cottoperca gobio is the source of this 3613-nucleotide messenger RNA. RefSeq names its product gamma-aminobutyric acid type A receptor subunit gamma1 (gene gabrg1). The record is from RefSeq and is a predicted model, not a curated record. Gene Ontology annotation, cellular component: membrane. Gene Ontology annotation, biological process: chloride transport; monoatomic ion transmembrane transport; gamma-aminobutyric acid signaling pathway. Lineage: Eukaryota; Metazoa; Chordata; Actinopteri; Perciformes; Bovichtidae. The coding region runs from base 1 to 1386 and encodes 461 amino acids. Gene Ontology annotation, molecular function: GABA-A receptor activity; extracellular ligand-gated monoatomic ion channel activity. The transcript is spliced from 9 exons.
AUGAAGCGACUUUUUGUCAGAGCUGUGCAGGACAAAGCCAUGAACCCCUGGCUGCUUUUGGCUCUCAUUGGACUCUGUGCAGCAUUUGGGCCGAGUCAACAGGAAGACGAGGACUAUGAAGAUGUGCCCAUAAACAAGACUUGGGUCCUAUCACCGAGGGUCUAUGAGAGCGAUGUGACUUUGAUCCUAAAUAAACUGCUGGAGGGCUAUGACAACAAACUGCGGCCUGAUAUCGGAGUGAGGCCGACAGUAAUUGAAACAGGCGUGUAUGUCAACAGCAUUGGACCAGUGGACCCCAUCAACAUGGAAUACACCAUUGACAUUUUCUUUGCCCAGACGUGGUAUGACAGCCGACUGAAGUUCAACAGCUCGAUGAAGCUGCUCAUGCUCAAUAGUAACAUGGUAGGCAAAAUCUGGAUUCCCGACACAUUCUUCAGGAAUUCCCGCAAAUCCGACGCCCACUGGAUUACCACUCCCAACCGCCUCCUGAGGCUGUGGAGCAAUGGGAGAGUCAUGUACACACUGAGGUUGACUAUUAAUGCGGAGUGUUACCUUAAGCUGCAUAACUUUCCAAUGGAUGAACACUCGUGUCCACUGGAGUUUUCAAGCUAUGGUUAUCCCAAGAAUGAGAUCAUGUACCGGUGGCAGAGACGUGCGGUGGAAGUAGCAGAUCAGCGCUACUGGAGACUCUACCAGUUUGCCUUUGUAGGGUUGAGGAACACCUCUGACGUGGCACACACCCAGUCAGGGGAAUAUGUAAUCUUGACGAUCUUUUUUGACCUGAGUCGGAGAAUGGGCUACUUCACCAUCCAGACCUACAUUCCCUGCAGUAUGAUCGUGGUCUUGUCCUGGGUCUCCUUCUGGAUCAACAAGGAUGCCGUCCCAGCCCGCACAUCUCUAGGUAUCACCACAGUGCUCACGAUGACAACUCUAAGCACCAUCUCCAGAAAGUCCCUGCCCAAGGUUUCCUAUGUCACUGCCAUGGACCUGUUUGUCUCUGUCUGCUUCAUCUUCACCUUCGCUGCCCUCAUGGAGUACGGCACUCUGCACUACUUCACCAGCAACAGACAGACCAAGAAGACUAAAGCCAACAAUAACACACAGCAGAAAGCAUCCAGCAUGGUGAAUAUCCGACCCGGCACGUCCCUGCUGCAGAUGAACAACAUUGUGCCCUACGAUGACGAGGAUGACUAUGCUUACGAGUGUUUGGAUGGAAAAGACUGCACCACCUUCUUCUGCUGCUUCGAUGACUGCCGCUCAGGUGCCUGGCGUGAAAACAGGAUGCAUGUGCGGGUUUCCAAGAUUGAUUCUUACUCACGAAUAUUCUUCCCCACUGCUUUUGGCCUUUUCAAUCUGGUUUAUUGGAUAGGUUAUCUGUAUCUAUAAAACCAGUACCUCAAAAAAUUACGACUGGAGUUUAACGUCUGCAAGCAUUUUACAGUAGCAAAGCUGCUAUUGUUGCAUCAGAAAUAAUAGCUUUGUUAGCAAACAAGAAACUAAAUUUAAAAGACAAGUUAUGACAUUGCCUUGUUGUUGCCUGCCCAUGUGUUGAGGUCACACUGUCCCUCAAUCUACCCAAGACGUUGUUUCAGAGCAGGACAGCUCAACAGCUACUGGUUAAUAUGUACAGUAUGGAUAUUUACUAUCCCCAGUGGAUAAUCCCAAAUGAUUAUUGUGACUCAUUGAUCUUUUCAUCUAGCACCAAAUUGAAUAAUCCUCUUGACAUAACGAGACAUUUUAAAAAGCUAAAGGCUGAAAUUCCAUCAAUUUAUUUGCUGGAUAUUCAUUGUUACCAAGGAAUUGAUUCCAUUUUUAAACUAAAUUUCCUUUGGCAGAAAAGUGCUUUAUGUUAUUGGCAAACUCCACUCAUACUAGCUCCAAUGCUUACGACCCUCUUAGGGCCUGUGUCCACAUUUUUUUCUGGUGAGUCUCAUCCCAGCGUUUCUAUGACAACAAUAUGUUGACAACAUAUCACCAGUCUAACCGCCGUUGUAUGAUGGACUAGCAUCGCCCCAUUGCUUGUUAUUAUCUAUUUGUGCUACUAUUUAUUUAUUUGACACUGUAUUGUUUUUCCAUGAGCACCAACCGGAGGAUGCUUUUCUGCUUUGUAUGAAUGAUCGCUGGUCACCAAUGGUCACCGCUCAAUCUGACAGCCGUAGAACAAGGAGGACAAUCCACCGGCGAAAACGCUUACGCCGAUAAAUAUACAACUCUCACUGGCAGCAACAUUCAGCACCUGCUCGGCCGAUCUGCUCCCACAAAAGGGCUUUUCCCUCUUUGUUAUGAAAGUGUCCGUCUGACAUAUUAAGCUCAGGAUAGACGGACACGGCAAAAACAAACUUCUCCUCCAUUUUCUAAAGUGACGAGGCAGCCACGUGCGACAGCAUACGCUCUCUCGUCAUCUUGAACAAUUGAAAAAAGACGCUGGUGCUCAGAAAAAGACGCUAUGUGGACACAUAGUCAUAGACACAUGUCAUUAUCUUUUUAUCAGCAAAGAGCAACAUAGUAAAACAAUUUAGGAACAUGUAUUGUAUGUGUCAAUUGUAUUCAACAUUUGUUCACUUUCACGCGUUAAAAUUAAGAAAUUUGAUUCUGUAAUCCCAAACUUGCAAAUGUUGGAAUUUAAACCUACCCAGAUUUAAUAUUGACAAUGAUUUGAAAGCAUUCUUAAAACAAGAGCAGAUAUGAUACUGGGUUCAGAUUAGUUAACAUGCUGUCAAACCCUAAACCUACCCACAGCAGCUUUGACCCAAGAAAUCUUUGCACAAGUAAAACUCCAGUCUGCACAGAGGAGAUAUUGCCAUCAAACCUGAAAAAAAAAUUGCCCAAAUGUUUGUUUACUCUUUGCCACCGUGCUAUCGAUAUCGUUGAGAAGAAGAAACAAGGAGGUGAACUGCACUUUGUAGCUGUUGUAUUGAAGGAAGGAGUAUUUAUAUUCCAUUGAGUUUAAAAAAAUAUUUAGUUUUUGUUUUGCAGGAAUUUGGGGUACUGUUGGUCCCUAUAAUACAGGAAUGGCGCAUAACUUUAAUCUUCAUAGGGUUCUAUUUUUCUAGGCAACAGGCAUUCUGAUCAGUGAGGUCAAACUGGGCCUCGAGCCUCUGCUCAGAAGUUACUGCAUGGAAUGAAUUUAUAACCUCCGUCAUGAACAGUGAUGGUUGUUUUUCAAGCAGCCAGACUUUAUACUCUGAUAUACGUAUUAUAUCACUCUUAAAAACACUUCAGUUCUGAAUAAAAAAUUCCCAAAUCUAAAUUGUAGAUUUCCUUUCUGAAUAGGUUUGAGAAUAAAAUGUCCUUUCCUAUACAGAUUAUAAAUGACUUGAAUGUCCUUUUAUACAGUUGUGUUGGAUGUAAAAGACUCUAUGUGGACAGAUACGGUGCCACCCUGCAAACCUGAAAAACUAAAACACAUAAAAUGAAUACAUACUGAACACAUCUUCUUAGAAUUACUCUUCUUUUGUAAUAUAGUGUGUGAAUGGCAUGAAGGAAGAAUUAACUACGAUAGACUUAAAGCUGAUUUUGUUUCCCCCCCCUUCAUUUUUUCUUUUCGGCUACGCUGCCUUACAGAUAUACAGUACAUCAUUUCUCCAGGAAUGUUAGAGGUUCAUAAAGUUGU